AUGCCGAUUGAGGCUCUCCCUCAGAAAACAAUCCGGGCGAUUGGCUCCACAUCUGUCAUUUCAGAUCCCUACUCUGUUGUCAAGGAACUUAUAGACAAUGCCCUGGAUGCUUCUACCACAUCUCUGCACAUUGAAAUUUCCCAAAACACUCUGGAUGUCAUACAGAUCAAGGACAAUGGCCACGGGAUCUCUCCAGAGGACCAGCAAUAUGUCUGCAAACGAGCUUUUACCAGCAAGAUCCAAACUUUAGAUGAUCUCAAAAAUGUCGGCGGGUCAUCAUUGGGAUUUCGCGGUGAAGCGCUUGCUAGUGUCGCGGAGCUGUCCGGAGCUCUGGCUGUCACUACUCGAGUUGAGUCCGAAGUCGCCGGGCGUUGUUUGAAGUACGGAAGAAACGGAGAGCUUACUGGAACACAACGGACCUCACAUCCUGUGGGAACAACUGUUCGUAUCACAGACUUCCUCAAACACAUCCCUGUCCGUAGGCAGACUGCCUUGAAGGGUGCUACGAAAAAUCUAUCCAGGAUCAAAAAGCUUGUCCAGGCUUAUUCUAUAGCUCAGCCAUCCAAGAGGUUCUCACUCAAAGUUCUGAAAGCGAAAAUCGAAAACAACAAUUGGACAUAUGCGCCAAAUGCCGACGCCUCGCUCUCGGAUGCAGCUUUGAAGGUAGCCGGCUCAGAAGUGUCUUCUUGUUGUGCCGUGAAGGGACUUUCCUCCCAAAGUACCGCUGGGAACCAAGGAGGAGCAUCAGAUCAGCAGGAGUAUGAAGUCAUUGCCUUUCUUCCCAAGACACAAUUUGAUACCUCCAAGAUCAACAACGCAGGCCAAUACAUCAGUGUGGAUGGCCGCCCUCUCUCUAGUAACAGGGGGAUUGGGCAUGAGAUCGUGAAAAUUUUCAAGCAAUAUGUCCGUGUCGCCGCGUCCAAAAGCGAAUCAUCCAAAUCGGUUAGCGAUCCUUUUCUCUGUUUGCAAAUUCGCUGUCCCCGAGGAACAUACGACGUCAACAUCGAGCCGGCGAAAGAUGACCUGCUCUUCGAAGACCGAGAUGUAGUUUUGGCCUUGGUAGACAACUUGUUCCGCGACCAGUACGGAGAAAUAGAUGGGACGGAGAGAAGAACUUCCAACCAAGGCAAAGAUGAUGCCUGCAAGUCUCACGAAAGGUCAGGAGGAUUUGAACUUUUGAUGGCUAGGAAACCAACUACCGAACUUCCCACUCAGCCUCGCGAUGCUGAGAACCCCUUCAGUGAAGCUAUCCCUUUCACCCCUGUCACACAGAAGGCCCUCCGCUCUGAGUACGACUUUUCGCCUACGGUCCCUUCUAGCAGCGAUAGCCACGACAAUCCUGACGAAUCGGCCACCGCCAGAACCAAGCGUUCCAGUUUCCUCAAUCCGUGGUCUAUCUCCAGAAUCAAUGCCUCAUUUCAAACCCCGCGACGAGGGAGCAAUUCUGCCAACCAAACAAGCCCCGUGAAUUUAUCCAGUGGUAGCCUAGAGGGGGCAAUCCGAAGGGAGAGUGAAUCGCGAGGCUUUCAGCAUACGCCCAAGUCAGACUCGACAAGGCCUCCUACUUCCCAACUUGCAUCUGGGUCUCCAGUGAGGCGCCGUCGGUACCAUCAGCAAGAACCGACCGAAUCCUCCCCUGAGACUAAUCUGAUUUCGAGCGCCCGACGCGCCGAGAGGGAACGUGAUCGAGAUCGGUAUGGGAAUGGAGCUCUAGACACUUGGUUCCAGAGAACUACUCAAGUUUCGCUGCGGCAAAACCCUGUUGAGCAGCAAAAUCCUGUUGAGGAAGGACCGACCCAAGAACCAGAUUCACCGCUUUCCUUCCUUGCCCAGCAACGAUUUGGUGUGCCCACGAAUACUUCGCCGAAAAUUGUGAACGUCGAUGCGCAGAGUGAUGGUUGUUCGGACGGCCCAUCUAAUAAUAGCAUGACUCCAGAAUCUGGUUGUCACGUCCCUUCGCUACACGCAGACCAUGGUGAUGCAGAGUCAAUCGAUAGUGGUCGAGGGUUUCCGGUUCUUGAAAGAUGGGCGGCUCGACUUCACGAAGGCGUCAGCCAGGAGGAACCAUCUGACCUGGAGAAAGCGCUUGACUUCGAAAGGCGGAAGAAAGAGGCCAUCCAGCACAGUCGUACGCGGUUCAAGACAAACGAUAAAGCAUACAGUUCGCAGUCUGCACCGGUGUCGCACUCGCCUCACCGCAGUCGAUAUCUUGCGGCGAAAGCCGCAUUAACUUCGUCACAGACUUCGGUCGCCGAGCCGGUCUCUGCGACAACUCUCUCCCCCCAUGAUCCACGAGCAUACCUUAUCCGGCAGGAAAGGGGAACUUCUACCGACGAGCCUUUAACGAACGAUGGAAAUGCCCGGAGACUACCCACCAAGCGGCUUCCCUUCGAACGUAUACCCGAUGGCUUCGACCUGCAUGAUCUCGGUGUGACCUGCUCGGUUGACCUGCCAUCCGGCUCGAACUCUUUCAAGUGGAAUAUGCCAGACGAUCUAUAUACCGAGAGCGACAACGAAACUACCGCAUUUUCUGCAUCUGAUCUUGAAACCUGCUUGCCGUUCUGGAAUGAACGGUUGAUGAUUCUCAUGAAGGAGCAAUACAAGAACAAGGAUGAAUCAGAGCCUUUGAGUAUCCAGAUUGAUCUUGCUGGCAUUAUUUCUCGAUAUGUGCAAAAAGCCCACAACAAUCACGGCUGA
This is a messenger RNA of Penicillium mononematosum, 2697 nucleotides long. Its product is annotated as putative DNA mismatch repair protein. The coding region runs from base 1 to 2697 and encodes 898 amino acids. Gene Ontology annotation, cellular component: MutLalpha complex. The transcript has 3 exons. Gene Ontology annotation, molecular function: ATP hydrolysis activity; mismatched DNA binding; ATP-dependent DNA damage sensor activity. Gene Ontology annotation, biological process: mismatch repair. The record is from RefSeq and is a predicted model, not a curated record. NCBI's taxonomy places the organism in Eukaryota, Fungi, Ascomycota, Eurotiomycetes, Eurotiales, Aspergillaceae.